UUACUUGUUUACUAAUAUAAUUUUUGUUGGUUUCUUUCUUCGUCGUCACGUUCAACAUUACUGUCCUUAUUCUGGCUUACAGCGUAGUCGCGGUUUUGGUUUCAUCACAUUCCAAGAGCCUUGCAGCGUCGACAAAGUCCUGCAGGUACCCAUACAUACACUUGAUGGCAAGAAGAUCGAUCCCAAGCAUGCAACACCGAAGAAUCGCCCACGUCAGGCUAAUAAGACAAAGAAGAUAUUCGUUGGUGGCGUCUCGCAAGAUACCUCUGCCGAUGAGGUGAAAGCCUAUUUCAAUCAAUUUGGCACCGUUGAAGAGACUGUCAUGCUGAUGGAUCAACAGACAAAGCGUCACCGUGGUUUUGGUUUCGUUACAUUCGAAAAUGAGGAUGUUGUGGAUCGUGUUUGUGAGAUACAUUUCCACACCAUCAAGAACAAGAAGGUCGAAUGCAAGAAAGCACAGCCAAAGGAGGCUGUUACACCAGCUGCUGCACAGUUGCUGCAGAAACGUAUAAUGCUGAGCACUCUGGGUGUGCCCAUACCGGCCACACCGGGUCAAUUGAUUGGCACACGCGCUGGCGUCACCACCAUGAGUUCACUAGCUAUGUUGCAAGCGCCGACACAACUGCAAUUGCAUGCCGCCAAUGGCGCUGCAGCCGCUGCUGCACAGCAAGCUGCGCUCAUCUCGCAGUCACCCUUCCAAGUACAAAAUGCCGCCGCCGCCGCCGCCGCGGUUGCCGCCAAUCCAGCUAGCUUUGGCAAAUUGCUUGCUACAUAUCCACAGGCCUUGCAUAGCGUCAGAUAUGCACCCUAUCCCAUACCCACAAGCGCCGCUGCCGCCAACGCCUUGGUGCAAGCCCAACAGCAACAUGCUGCGGCACAGCAGCAACAGCAUGUGAAUGCUGCUGCCGCCGCUCAACAGCAACACACUGCCCAUGCUGCCGCCGCUGCUGCAGCACAGCAACAUAACGCCGCCAAUACGCAAGGCGUUGCCGCCGCACAGAGCGCACACAAUGCGCUCGCCGUUACCGCGCAUGGUGGCCAAGCGGGCGCACAUGGCGCUCAAACGGCACAUCAUCCGCUGGCAGCAGCCGCCGCACAACAGGCGGCACUCGUCGCUGGUAAUGCACUGAAUGCAGGCAAUCCAUAUCAAAGCUAUACGCUAACCAAUGUAGACAUGUCCAGCUUUCAGGGUGUGGACUGGAGUCAAAUGUACGGCAUGGGCAUGUACGUCUAAGAGACAUUUUAGUAAAGGCAGUCGUCGUUUGUUCAAACAAUCGAAUGGGAAAUUUUUAAGCAAAUGGAGAGUGCAGAAUGAAAUACUCUUAACUUAAAAAUAUUUAUAUACUAUAUAUUAAUAAUAUGAAAUGAAUAUCAACAAUGCUCACAGAUGCAUAAACGGUAGACACCAAACAGACACAGAUUAACUGGAGGUGGGUGUGCGCGCGUUUGCGACGCGUGACAUUUCGACAUUACAACGAUUUGUGAUACAUUCAUAUACAAGUGUGUUUAGCGUGUGUGAGCGCGUGUGGGAGAAGAAUUUGUUAAUCUAUUGGGACGUUGACUACAACAAUAUUUUACGUUCUCAACAUUAUUUUGAAUUGCAUUAAAGAGAAAAAAUUUAAAGAAGAAAAAAAAAACACUAAAAAUGUGUAUAAAAUGCUUAUUAUUAUUCUUAAUGUUACUUUAGUAAUCAUAUACAAUUAAAAUGUUAUGCGCAUGCGCAUGUGCUUCUUCGCUAGGUUCUUAAUCUAAGAAAACGCUAAUUAAAAUGCUCGUUUGCAAUACAUAAAUACUUACUAAAGACGCUCAGAAAUGGAAAAGAAAAUUGCUUAAAGACAGUAAUUGAGAAUUAUAUAUAUACGUAUAUGUUUUUGCUGCUGUUAGGUAAAACACCAACUAAUAAAUUUCAAUAAGACAAAAUAAAAAAAGGAAAAAGAAAAAGUUUCGCAAAAAUUUAAGAGAGUUUUUGGGCAAAAAAUUUAAGUUAAUGCAUUGACAAAAGACAAACUCUACAAAGAGUAGAUAUUAAAAGCUAGAAAGAUGCAGUGCUAUGCGCAUGAAAAUUAAAAAAAUAGAAGUACAUACAAAUAUACAUUUAGUUAGCUAUAAGAGACUCAAAGCAAUGAAAAUAUGAAAUAAAAGCAACCUUUUAAAGCGCGCAUUUUUGGCGGCUGCAAACAACGCGUUCACAUACGCGCUAGCGGCGCAUGAACAGUACUUUGUCAAUUUCGAAACUGCAGCAAUAUGUGUAUAAGCAGAAAAAAACAAAAACAAAAAAGAAAAUAUAAAAAUUGUGUAUUUGCAAUUGUUAAACAAAUGCCCAUAUUAAGUAUUAUUAUAAUCUUUUGAAGGCGCAUGAAACGCGUUAUUAUCUACAAACUAUAUUUAAUUUUGCGCCAAAAGUUCAGGCGCCUAUACUCAGCAAAGAAAAUGAAUAUGUUGAAAAUACCAUACAUAAUUAAUUAAUUUUAAGCAUUAAGCAGAGCAUCGUUAUAAUGAUGUAGUGAAAAAAGGUAAAAAGAUUCUCUACAAAUGUGUUAACUUAUAACCGAUUCGCAAGCAAGAUAAAAAAAAAAACAACAGAAAUGCAACUAAAAAACUAAUACACACACAUAUAUUUAAAUAGAGUAUAACACACAGGAAAAUGAAAAAAUGCAUAUAACAAUAAUUAAAAAUAAUGAGAAUUAGAAUUUUUAAACCACCGACUUGAUUGCGUUUAAUUUAGAUAAAAAAAACAAACAUGACAACAACAUAAACGAAAUACAUACUACAUAAAACAUUAUGCAUACAUACAAACGAGUACUCACAUACACAUACAUAUGUAUAUGCAUACAAGCCAGGUACAUCAGCUGCAUAUAUAGCACAGAUAUGUAUUUACAUAAAUUCAUAUGUUAAGGGUGCUCUGCUCAAGUAAGAGUAGGGAUACAAGUAAAAAAUAUGUGAACACUCUCCACACAAAAUCAUAAAAGUAAUGAAAAUCGUAAAACAAGCGAGUUAUAUAGCUACAGCUACUAUGAAAAUCCCAAAAAGAUUACUGUGCGUUAGUAUAACUAAGUAAAGGGGAAAAUAAACCCAACUUCAAUGUACUUAAAAGCGUGCAAAAUGCAUUUGCCCCUGACACUUGCGUUAUGGAUUUUCAUUCGUUCAAAAUCAGUUCCUAAUUGGCUAUAAAUUUAAGCGACAACGCUUGAUGCUGCAUAAACAAAUUUCAAUUCUUGCUUGCUAAGCAAUGCAGUCUGUCUGUCUAGCGCUCUCGAAGCUUAAGAAUAAACUGCAAACCUAAUUGAUCUCAAAUCUAUCAGAAAUUGAAAACGAUUAUCUUCACAUUAAUCUUACAUGCAUGAAGAUAUUAAAAAAGAGACGUAAAUUCAAAAUAUGUUAUAUGUUUUAGUGAGGAGAAUGUAAAGUAAAUAUGUAUUUUUAGUAUCAAGUUGAGAAUUUGUUAUUUCCAAAUUGGAUAACUUGAAUGCUGAUACAACGAAAAAACGCUUUUCCUUCUGCUCUGGAUCUGCAUUGGAGUGAAAAAAUAAUCAUAUAGUUCAAGCGCAAGUUUUCAUUACAAUGCUGAGCGCGUUGUCUCGGCGUCAAUUUGUUAACGUAAAACUGAUCGCGAGACCUACCCGGGAGGUCUUUUUGGCGAGUACCAUUUGUUCUCGCAAUUUUGGCUUACGUUAACUGUAAAAGCAAUAAGCAUGCUUUGAAGAUUUGGCGAAAGGGUGCUUGGUAAUACAAAUACACUGUGCUCUCUUUGGGAUUUUUUCUUCACUUUAAUCAACCUCACAACAAGCUUCG
Molecule: messenger RNA, 3792 nt
Organism: Rhagoletis pomonella (apple maggot)
Lineage: Eukaryota; Metazoa; Arthropoda; Insecta; Diptera; Tephritidae
Product: RNA-binding protein Musashi homolog Rbp6-like
Exons: 2
Coding region: 323-1234 (303 amino acids)
Cellular component (GO): cytoplasm
Molecular function (GO): RNA binding
Source: RefSeq, a predicted model, not a curated record